AUGUUAAAAGAAGUUUUUGUUAAAUUUCUUCUAAAUAUCCUCAACGAUUCUUUAACAGUUGAAUGUGAAUAUGAAGUGAAUCAGCCAUUAAUAUAUUUUUUUGGAUUACUUGGAGCAUUAACUCCAUUUUCAUAUACGGUUGUACCAAAUUAAAAAACAUUUUAUGGAGAUGAAUUGUUUAUUUUUUUCGCAAAGUUAGUGAGACCAUAAUUAUUCUUAAAUAACUUAGAAACUAUCUAAAGUCUAAUGUAAUAUAUAUGUUAUUUUGGAAUUUUAUUGACAUUUAUAAACAUUGUACUAAAAGGGAUGAAUACAUAAAUUUUGGCUCAUGAUUAUCAUAAAUUUAAAAUGACCAGAAAAGUAUUGUUUUUUAUGAAUUAAAUAUUUGAUGUAUGGCUCUUUAAUGUUAUUGUUGAAGUAUUAUUAUUACAUUAAACAGCUUAUAAUUAUAUUAUCUCUAGCAUUUACUUUGGUAUUUUAAUUUAUAGGAUUGCAUUUACAAAAGUUAGUAUAAUAUUUAAAUAUCACACUUUCAAUCAUUAGAAUUAAUCAAUAUAUUAUACUUGCUCCUAAAUUUUAAAUAUAACAUAGAUUUUGCUUUUUGUGCAAGGUUUCAGCCAGUUUUUUGUUAUACUGUAAGUUAUAGUAUCGAUAUUAAUUUGUAUUCUCAAUAUCACAAAUAUACUUAUUCACCUUCCGUAAACAAAUUUAAAUCUUCUCAAACUAUAAUUACAUACUUACUUAAAUUCUUUAAUUUUUUGUUUUGGAGUUUUGAUAAUCCAAUUUAAUGAUACAGAGAAUCACAACCCAUAGUUAAUAUUUAUUAUCUUAUGGCCUUUAUGGAUUAAAAUUUCAUAGUAUCAAUUUGAAAAUUUGUUACUAUAUUCUUCUUCCGAUUUGAAAAAUUUUCAAAAUAAAAUUAUUCAUAUCUUCUUUUAAAAUCAAGGAGAGGACACAAACAUUAAAAAGGUAUUCUAUAGAAAAAAUUUAAGCCAAAAAUUGUUAAUAAUCACUUAAUUAUAGCAAUUAAACCUUAAAAAAAGUAAUUCAAAAAUUUUAGAAUAAAUUAAGAUUGAAGUAAUUAUUUAAUUGAUUUUUAGGAUCAACUAUAGUAUUUUUCUUUAUUACUACUUUUCGAAGAUUAUUACGGAGCAUAUGAAUAUAUUUAAAAAAAUAAAAAAUUUUAAUCAAUGAUUUAGCAAAUUAAAUUUGAUAUUUGCUCAUUAAAAUGCAAACUUGAAUUAAAAUAAUAAAUGAACAUAUUUAGUUAAACAGUACGUAAUAAGGUCUUUAAUCUUGAUAUUUUAAAUUUUAUUAAGGUAGAGAAUUAAAGCUAAUAAUUAAGUGAACAACUAAUUUAAAAUUGUAAGCAGAAGAUAAAAUUUUUAUAGCUUUUUACCCAAAAUAAAAUAAAGAAAGCUAAAUUAGAAAGGCAUGCAAAUUAUUGUAUAUAAAUUUUCGAAGAAAACAUACAAUUAAUUGAAUAACUAUAUAAAUAAUUUCCUUUAAAAAGAUAUUAAAGAUGUUUAACUUUUGCAUAUGCUGAAUUAUGUAAUGAUUUUUUAUAAGCCAUAAGAGUAUUGAAUUUAACUUCAUUUAAUGAUGAAGCUAUUUAUACAAAAAUCCUAUCUUUAAGUUUAGAUUUUUAUUCAAUUAAAACCAUUUAUUUAAUUACUAAUUUAGAAAAUAGGCAAAUUAUUAAACUAUCAUCAAAUUAUCACAAUGUAAUGAAAAAUAAAAUCUAAAAUUUAUAAGAAAUUAUACCAAGAGGUAUAAAAGAUUAUCAUGAAGAAAUGAUUAUAAAUUUUCUAAGAACUGGAGAAUCUAGCUUUUUUUAAGAAACUACAUCUACCUUUUAUUAGAAUGAGGAUUUUAUCUAACCAAUUACUAUUAUAAAUGAUGUUUUUAUCUAAAAUAAUCAAAUCAAUUCUAUUACAAUAGCGACAAUCUCUUGCGAAGAUUCAAUUGUUCUAAUCGUAGAUGAAUCUCUUUGUAUUGUUGGAAUUACAAAAGGAUUUUUAGAUUCCCUUGAGAUUAAUCAUGAAAUAUGUAAAUACUUUUACGGAAUUUAAAUAGAAUUAGUAAUUCCUUAAUUUGUAGAACUUUCAAAAAAUGAUUAAGCUUAAUAUCUAGAACUUCGAUUUUUAAGUGGAUUUUAACUAUAAAAAUAUGUAAGUUCUAUUUCAAAGAAUUUCAUUAGCAAAUAAUAAUAAUAAAUUUUAAUAAAGGAAUGUUGGAAGGAAAAAUCUAAAACAGAUAUCUAUAUAUCUCAUUGUAACAUAAUAAAAUCAAAGUAUGGAUUUUACAAAAUAAUGUUUAAUUACAUUAAAAACGAAAUAAAAGUUCCAUAUCGUAGUUAAACAUUAAAGACAUAUGCUUAGAUAGCAGUUCAUGAUAAGGAUGAUUUGGAUGAAUAAGUUAAAGUGAUUAUUCCUUAUGAAUCAUAAGAAUUUUAAUAGGAAAACCAAGAUGCAUAUAAUAUUCAUAAAUCUGAAGUCCUUGCAUCAGUUAGAGAUCAUUAGACAUUAGCAUUAAUUGAUAUUGAUAAAGAUAUUUAAUUAUAAUAAGUAGGAAGCAAUCAUCGAUAAACUAUAAUUAAACCAUUGACUCUCUAAAAUGUAUAUUAAAGCUAAAAAGAGUUAAUUUAAGAAAAAGACAAUCAAAGUUAUUCAAUAAACGAAGAUGAUAAAAAAUAAUUCUACUCUAUUAAGAAUAUAUAAAAAUAUGGAAUUUUUGAAAAAGUCAGAUAAAUAAGUAAUUUGAGUAGAUCUUAAAAACUGUUAAUUUCAAUCUUAAUAUUAAACCAAGUUUUAUUUUUUAUUUAAAUUCUAUUAUCAAUGAUUAGUAGUCUUAAUAUUUUGAAUUAAAAUAAUGUUGAUAUAGAUCUACUUUAAAUAAAAUAUUAUUUAUUUUAACCAAUAGAAUCAUUUAUUGUAACAAGAUAUACAAUAAUAAAUUAUAAUGCAUAAUAUUCAGCAAAAUCAAUAACAAAAAGUUAAUUAGAUAAAUAUUUAAUAUUUCCAAAUUCAAAUUUAAAUUUAGGAUUUGAUGAUGUUUAAUAGAAUUAAGCAGCAAUUUUAAAUAGAUUAACUUUAUAAGAAUUUUUAGGUUAAUAUUAUGAUUUUUACAUUUAUAUUAAAACUGAUAUAGGAGAACUUUAUAAUAUUACAAUGAGAUAAGCAUUAAGUAUUUUAAUUAAUUAUUAAUAUACUUUUAAAGCUGCUUAUAAAUAUGAUGGCAAAACUGUCUCAGAUUCACCUUAUAUUUUCUAUUCUUAUAGAAAUCUAUUAACUUUAUAUAAUUCUUUUGAUUUAUUAAAUUAAGAUUUAUAUCUUUAAACUAAUCUAACCAUUUAAUUAGAUAUUUCUAAAGAAUUAAAAUUAUUUUAUCCUUUUCUUAUAUUACAAGUAUUAUUUUUAGCCUUAGAAAUAUAUUGCUAUUAUUAUAAUGAUCAAUAUUUAAAUAAAUUUUUUUUCCUUUUUCUUUAUUGUGAUACAUAAGUAAUCUAAUAUGAAUCAAAGCGCUUAAAUCAAUAUAUUGAACUAUAUCACAAUAAAUCAGAAUAGAUAUUAUCUUUUUAAUUUAAAAUAGAAGCCAAAGAAAGUGAAGUAACUGAUUAUAAAGAAAAUUCAAUCAUCUCCUCUUUAAAAUCAUCCUAAAAAUAACGCACUACUAAAAUGACUAUUAAAAAUAGAUACAUUAUACUUUUAUUUUAAACAAUAAUUCUUAUAUCUUUUGGGCUAUUAUAAUAUUUUGUAAUGCAGAAUUAUCUAAAUAAAUAUAAGCCAACUUGUGAGUUUUAUUUGUAAAUGUCAUAUCUUGGAACUAACAUACCAACAAUAUAUGCUAUGCGAGAAGUUCUAUAUUAUAGAUGGAGAUAUCCAUUUUAUAAAAAUGAAGAAUUAUCUUAAAUUUUGCUUUAAGUUGAAACAAGUUUAUAACAAAUAUAAAAUAUUACUGUUUAUCUAUAAUAGAUUUAAAUGUAAUUAAAGAUUCUAAUUUAGGGAUUAAUAUAUUUUAAGCCAAAAUUUUUAUUUAUAUUUAGAGAAGCUUAGUAAUAAUAAUUUAUGUGAAGUGAUAUCUAUGGAUUUAAUUGAAAGAAGCAAGGAUUUUUGUUUUUAAACAUUAGGAGGAAGUCUUUAAAAGGGUUUACAAGGAGCUCUUGUUUUUAUUUAUUCCAGCAUGAAGAAUGAACAACAAAUAAAUUCAUUUCUUAAUAAAACUGAAAAUACUGUAAAUGAAUUAGAAGGAGUAUUUAUUAUUACUGAAAUAAUAAAAUAAGCGAACUUAGCCUUUAAAGUUGACUUCUUAUCUUAAGCUUAAUUAGUUUAAGAUAGUUUAAUAGUAACUAAAUAUUUUUAUUUAGAUCAUUUCAAUUAUUUAUUUAAUUUUCUUGAUGGCUUCUGUAAUAAUAAUUUUAGUUCUUAUUCAUCCUUAUUUGUAAAAACAACUUUAUUAUUCAAGAAGAUACUUAUUUUUAAUUCCUUAGAUAAUUCUUUAUGGGGAUGAUGCUUUUGAAAGAUAAAUUAAAGUUUUGAUGAAUAUUUAAUUUUGA
Messenger RNA from Paramecium sonneborni, 4555 nucleotides. Lineage: Eukaryota; Ciliophora; Oligohymenophorea; Peniculida; Parameciidae. The record is from the annotation of a GenBank genome assembly.